Suncus etruscus (white-toothed pygmy shrew) is the source of this 568-nucleotide messenger RNA. It is a transcript of the gene POLR2J, whose product is annotated as RNA polymerase II subunit J. The record is from RefSeq and is a predicted model, not a curated record. Gene Ontology annotation, cellular component: RNA polymerase II, core complex. Gene Ontology annotation, biological process: transcription by RNA polymerase II. Lineage: Eukaryota; Metazoa; Chordata; Mammalia; Eulipotyphla; Soricidae. The coding region runs from base 97 to 450 and encodes 117 amino acids. The transcript is spliced from 4 exons. Gene Ontology annotation, molecular function: protein dimerization activity; DNA binding.
GUUUCUCGCUCCGCCGCGGGCCAGCCAAAAGGGUCGGGAGGCGGCGGCGGCGGCGGCCAGGCCUGCGACUCGGGGCGCUCCGGCGUCGUCGCGAGGAUGAACGCGCCUCCCGCCUUCGAGUCGUUCCUGCUCUUCGAGGGCGAGAAGAAGAUCACCAUUAACAAGGACACCAAGGUCCCCAGUGCCUGCCUGUUCACCAUCAACAAGGAAGACCACACGCUGGGGAACAUCAUCAAAUCGCAGCUGCUGAAGGACCCACAGGUGCUGUUCGCUGGCUACAAGGUCCCACACCCGCUGGAGCACAAGAUCAUCAUCCGCGUGCAGACCACACCUGACUACAGCCCACAGGAAGCCUUUACCAACGCCAUCACUGAUCUCAUCAGCGAGCUUUCCCUAUUGGAGGAGCGCUUCCGGGUCGCCAUAAAAGACAAGCAGGAAGGAAUUGAGUAGCUGCUGUGGGAAGCUCUGCCCGGCCCCAGGGCUCCUCAUAGCUGUUUCCAAGAUGCCCCCACUAGCCCCAUGUCAUGUCUUGUAAAUAUAUUUCUUCUCAAUAAAGUGGUGAGAAUAA